Messenger RNA from Paramormyrops kingsleyae, 1124 nucleotides. It is a transcript of the gene rhol, whose product is annotated as rhodopsin, like. The record is from RefSeq and is a predicted model, not a curated record. Gene Ontology annotation, cellular component: membrane. Gene Ontology annotation, molecular function: G protein-coupled receptor activity. Gene Ontology annotation, biological process: visual perception; phototransduction; G protein-coupled receptor signaling pathway. NCBI's taxonomy places the organism in Eukaryota, Metazoa, Chordata, Actinopteri, Osteoglossiformes, Mormyridae.
CCCGAAUCUCUCCCGGGCAGCCAGACGACGCAGCACUGCUGGGGCAUUGAAGGCAAGCAGUAGCCAUGAACGGCACAGAGGGACCCAACUUCUACGUCCCCUUUUCAAACGCCACUGGCAUCGUCAGGAGCCCGUUUGAAUACCCGCAGUUCUACCUUGCAGAACCAUGGGCUUUCUCCGCCUUGGCUGCCUACAUGUUCUUCCUCAUUAUCACCGGCUUCCCCAUCAACUUCCUAACGCUGUACGUGACCAUCGAGCACAAGAAGCUGAGGACGCCCCUGAACUACAUCUUGCUCAACCUAGCCGUAGCUGACCUCUUCAUGGUCUUUGGGGGGUUCACCACCACCAUGUAUACGUCCAUGAACGGCUAUUUCGUCUUUGGUACCACCGGCUGUAACCUUGAGGGCUUCUUCGCUACCACCGGUGGUAUCAUUGCCCUCUGGUGCUUGGUGGUCCUGGCCAUCGAGAGGUGGAUCGUCGUCUGCAAACCCUUCAGCAACUUCCGAUUCGGCGAGAACCAUGCCAUCAUGGGACUGGCAUUUACCUGGAUCAUGGCGUUGAGCUGUUCGGCACCACCCCUGUUUGGCUGGUCAAGGUACAUCCCCGAAGGCAUGCAGUGCUCAUGUGGGAUCGACUACUACACCCUGAAGCCAGAGGUCAACAACUACUCCUUCGUCAUCUACAUGUUCGUCGUUCAUUUCUUCACCCCCCUGGUCAUCAUCUUGUUCUGCUACGGCCGUCUGUUAUGUACGGUCAAGGAGGCAGCCGCCCAGCAGCAGGAGUCCGAAACCACCCAGAGGGCCGAGAAGGAGGUCUCCCGCAUGGUCGUCAUCAUGGUCAUCUCCUACCUGGUUUGCUGGCUGCCGUACGCAUCCGUAGCCUGGUACAUCUUCACCCACCAGGGCAGCCUCUUCGGACCUGUGUUCAUGACAGCCCCGGCUUUCUUCGCCAAAGCCGCCGCCGUCUACAACCCAAUGAUCUACGUCUGCAUGAACAAGCAGUUCCGCCACUGCAUGAUCACAACCCUUUGCUGUGGCAAGAACCCAUUCGAGGAACCAGAGGGAGUUUCCACUGCCGCCUCCAAGACCGAAGCCUCCUCCGUGGCGUCCGUCUCACCGGCGUAA